CAGAAGCAUCACACGACGUUUAGCGGUUCGUCAACUAGUCAGAAUCCACAAUGGCUCCUCUAACUCUCUACGUCAGCCCUUUGAGCGCUCCAUGCCGCUUGGUACGUCUAGUGGCUGGUAUUGUUGGAGUUGACUUGAAAAUAGUGAACGUAAACGAUCUUGCUAAGGACCUGAAGACGCCUGAGAUGUUGAAGAAAAACCCACAACACACUGUGCCGACGCUGGACGAUAAUGGCGUGUACAAUGCUGAGAGCCGCGCCAUAGCCAUGUACCUUAUUUCUAAGUACGGAAAGAACGAUGCUCUCUACCCGAAAGAUGUCAACAGACGAGUCCUCGUCGACCAGAGACUGUUUUUUGACCAAGACUUCUACAGCAGGAUUGUGAGUGUUUUCGUAACGCCAAAGUUCUUACGCAAACAGACCGACCCCAGUAGCAUCGUCAAAGUGAACGACGGGCUGGAGAGCCUCAACAGAAUGCUGGAAGGGAAGCAGUGGCUGGCCGGGGACAACAUCAACCUCGCCGACUACGCUGUCGCCAUCUCUCUGACACCAAUCGAGCUUGUUCCAGAGAGUGGAAUCGUCCCCACCAAGCACCCUAACAUCAAGGAAUGGCUUCAUCGUGUGGAAAGUUCUACUCCGAAAUACAUGGAGUUGCUCAAGACAUUCCGUGAAGGCGUACAGGAACUACUUAAAAAAUUUAAACAGUAA
Messenger RNA from Schistocerca americana (American grasshopper), 707 nucleotides. Its product is annotated as glutathione S-transferase 1-1-like. The record is from RefSeq and is a predicted model, not a curated record. The transcript has 7 exons. Lineage: Eukaryota; Metazoa; Arthropoda; Insecta; Orthoptera; Acrididae. The coding region runs from base 51 to 707 and encodes 218 amino acids. Gene Ontology annotation, biological process: glutathione metabolic process. Gene Ontology annotation, molecular function: glutathione transferase activity.